Messenger RNA from Owenia fusiformis, 2284 nucleotides. Lineage: Eukaryota; Metazoa; Annelida; Polychaeta; Sabellida; Oweniidae. The record is from the annotation of a GenBank genome assembly.
AACAGUUCUGACAAUUUAUGUGAUCUUAGAUACUGUAACAUAAAUCACAGUGGUGAAUAUGACUUACAGCUGGGAGAUACUAAUCCAGGAUAUGAUAUCUAUGCCAUUGUUAUCCAGGAUGAGACAUCUACAUCCUCCACUGUGAUGACUUCAAUGGUAACUGUUAUAGCAACAAGUACAAGUGGUCCAAAUAGUACAACAGAGCCUGUUACUGACUAUUUUACAAAUUCAACUUUGAACUAUAUGCCUUCUCUUUCUCCUCUGAAUAAUGCUACUUUUGAAGCUCAAACAAAUACCAAACCAUUUGACUUCAGAUUAGCUACAAUUAUUCUUGGAGCCAUUCUGUUUGUUGCAUUACUUGUGAUGGUUGUUAUAUUGGUUCUGUGUAGAAGGCAGCAAAAUAAAGGAAUCAAUGUCUCAGACAGUGCAGGUGGUGAAAACAUCACCGCUAUUGAAGGUCCUGCCACAACUUAUGAAGACCUUGAUGAAAGAAAUAACAGCAUAGUAGUGGGUAUAAAAUAUGAGAGUUUAGAAAAUAAGUGCUGUGAUGAGUAUGAGGAUGUCAUCAUCCCAAGGCUAAACAAAGCAGGAGACACAAAAACCAAAACUGGUCAGAACCAACCUGGAGAAUCCAAUGAAUAUACUGAUAUGAAACCUUUAUCAAACAAUACCAGCAAUUCAAAUGCCAAAAGUAUUCAGAACCAAUCUGAAGAGGCUACUGAAUAUGAUGAGGUGAAUUCCUGGUUGACCCCAGGAAACAAAGAAAUGAAAAGUCAUGAACUUCCAAUUGAAUGCUCUGGUGAAUAUGCUGAGGUUAAAACCACUUCAAACAACACAGGAGUACAAAGCUACCUUGAAGUCUCUAAUGAAUAUACAGAGCCUAAAACCACAUCAAUCAAUACAGGAGUACAAAGCCACCCUGAAGUCUCUAAUGAAUAUGCUGAGGUUCAAACCACAUCAAACAAUACAAAACGUCAACCUGAAGUCUCUAAUGAAUAUACAGAGCCUAAAACCACAUCAGUCAAUACAGGAGUACAAAGCCACCUUGAAGUCUCUUAUGAAUAUGCUGAGGUUCAAACCACAUCAAACAAUACAAAACGUCAACCUGAAGUCUCUAAUGAAUAUACAGAGCCUAAAACCACAUCAAUCAAUACAGGAGUACAAAGCCACCUUGAAGUCUCUAAUGAAUAUGCUGAGGUUCAAACCACAUCAAACAAUACUAAAAGUCAACCUGAAGUCUCUAAUGAAUAUACAGAGCCUAAAACCACAUCAAUCAAUAAAGGAGUACAGAGCCACCUUGAAGUCUCUAAUGAAUAUGCUGAGGUUCAAACCACAUCAAACAAUACAAAAAGUCAACCUGAAGUCUCUAAUGAAUAUGCAGAAGUUAAAACUUCAUCAAACAAAACAAGGGUACAAAGCCACCUUGAAGUCUCUAAUGAAUAUGCUGAUGUUCAAACCACAUCAAAAAAUACAAAAAGUCAACCUGAAUUCUCUAAUGAAUAUGCUGAUGUAAGUAUCUCUACAAAUGAUGCCAGAGAAAUUUCAAAAUCAAAAGAUGACAGUAUUCAGAAAGAAGUUAUCAGCUCAAAUGAAUACACUGAAGCUGAAAUGUCACCAAAUGAUGAAGAAACUUCAAAGGUUAAUAUUGUGCAGAACCAAUUUGAAGGUGCAAUUGAGUAUGAUGAAAUCAACAACUUGCGAUGUAUAAGAGAUACAAAAGAUGAAGGCAUUCAAAGCAAACUUGAAAAGUCUGGUGAAUAUGCUGAGGUUAUCCCUGCACCAAUCAAUAUAGAUUGUUCAAAUUCAAAUGGUGCGAUCCAUGGUGACAGUGCUAAUAAUAACACAUAUAUGGAAAUGUCAGGCUCUAGCCGGAAUAGUCUGAACCAAUUUGGAGACUCUUACGUACAUGCUGAUACUGACCUUCAGCCAAGUAACAUAGCAGAAUCAGACAACAAAGAUAUGGAGACUCAACUUGGAAGGUCUGAUGAGUAUAAGUCUCCCAAACCAUGGAUAAAACAAUCAAAAGAUGAAAGCAUUCAGACCAAUUUUGAAGAUUCCACCCAGUAUGAUCUCCCAAAUCCUACAUGGCCAAACAUUAUUGGAGACCCACUUUAUGGUAAUAUUCAAAAUCAAAUGCAAGGAACAAAUGCUAUAGUCUGUAGUGACUAUGAAGUUCCUAUAUCUGUCCAUUAUGCUCCAAAUGAGGAAUAUGAUGAGGUGAAGAACUGGUUGAGCUAAAUAGCUGAUAAAGUAAUAUAAUAUUAUGUAUGAUUUUGUAAAUGGC